CCUGCUCAGUCCUCAGGAAUGCCUCGGCGGCGGCUGUCACAGUGACAGCAGCAGGAGGACGUGCUGCCUGCCGGCACCUCUGGGCGCUGGAUCUGCCUACCGAGGCCCCGGGCGGGCGGAGAGGUGCCUGCUGCUCCUCCUGGCUUCAGCCACACCGCACGCAGCACAGAGGAAUGCCACCCAGGGCUGCACACAGACCAGCGGAUCGGGCAGCCACUGAGCGGGAAACGAGGGGCAGCAGAGGCUUUUCUGGAAAACAGCCCCUGGGGGCACAGGCCCGCACUGGGGCCUGGACUGCGGCUGGGGCAGCGGCCACUCAGCCACCCGCUCCCCCUGGGACCUGGGUCUCCUGCCUUCACUUCCUGGGAGGAACCAGGAAGGUGCGGUGACCUCACCCUGUGUGUGUGUCAGGCGUGAGCUGAGGCCCUGCCUCCCCGGAGCGGCCAUGUCCGAAGGGGAGAGCAAGGACAGCUCGGGCAGCGAGUGCCCCGUGUGCUACGAGAAGUUCCGAGACCUGGAGGGCGCCAGCCGGACGCUGAGCUGCGGCCACGUGUUCUGCCAUGACUGUCUGGUCAAGUACCUGCUCUCCACCCGCGUGGACGGGCAGGUCCAGAGGUCCAUCGUCUGCCCCAUCUGCCGCUACGUCACCUUCCUCAGCAAGAAGAGCUCCCGCUGGCCCUCCAUGCUGGACAAGAGCGCCCAGACCCUGGCGGUGCCCACGGGCCUGCCCCCUGGGCCGCCGGCCGCCAGUGCCCGGGGCCACACCCACCCCACGGCCGGCGCCCAGCCCGGCUGGAGGGCGUCCCCCAGUCAGAGUCCCCAGCUCCCCAUGGACUUACUGCCCAGCCUGCCCCGGGAGCCCCAGAUCUUCAUCAUCAGCCGCCACGGGAUGCCCCUGGGGGAGCAGGACAGCGUCCUGCCGCGCCGCAGCCUGGCCGAGCUCUCCGAGGCGUCCCCGGCGCCCCGCUCCACCCGGUCCUUCUGCUGCCGCUCCCGGGCCCUCCUGCUCAUCACCCUCAUCGCCGUGGUGGCGGUGGUCGCUGCCAUCUUGCCCUGGGUGCUGCUGGUGAGGAAGCAGGCGUGAGAGGAGGCACCUGCAGGGCCACCCAGCGAGGCCCGGCCUGAGGGCGACUCUGGAAGCUGCCCCACCCGCCCCUCCCCGCCGGCUGGCCAGGCCUGGGCGGGGCAGGGGGCCCCAGGGCAGCCGCAGGCCCUGAGGUGCGGCCGGCAGAGGGGACACGGGGAGCAGAGGGGGGGCAUCAGGAUGGUGCUCACUGGAGGUGUGUGGCAUCACCUGGCCACCAGCUCCCUGCUCCCAGCCGGGGUCCGGCAUGACGGGGAAGCCGGGGCGGUGAUCUCGGCCAGAGCUGAGCUGAGCACCUGAGCUCUAGACCGAAACGGAAACUGCAGGUCCUGGGUCAGGGUCACACGCGCGAUGGAAACAAGCCCAGGAGCCUCCGCAGACGCUCUCUCCUCCCUCCAGGCCGGGGCUGGGCCAGGUGGGAAGGUGGGUGCUGCCCCUUCGCGGGGUGGCCAGCCCUGGGGUGUGCUCACCUGCCGGGUGACCCACCUGAAGCAGGUGGGGCUCCCUCGCGGGGACAAGGAGUUCUGCUGGAUGGGGGCCCCAUGGCAGGACGCGGCCGGGUCAGAACUCCCACCCAGGCAGGAGUCUCUAGUCUGUUCUCACAAACAGAAGGGGCCCAAAGCACACGUGCUCCCCAGAAUCUCAGCGCCCACCCCUGACCCUCACAGCCGGACCCCCAAAUCGCCAGCCUGGAAGGUGACCUCUCCGAGGAAGUAGCUGACCUCAGAGGCUGGGGCCCAGGGUUUCUGGGGGAACAGACGAAGGUCUUCCUGGGAGCAGGGGCCACGUUGGGAAACAGGCGUUUGCUGACAGAAGCGAGGCCAGCAGAACGGCCGCGCUCACAGCCAGAGUGCUCCCCAUGCCUCCCGGGCCUGAGGAAGGGUCCGCAGGUGGAGUCUUGGGUUGUCAAGGAUGGACAGGAAGACGGGGAGUGCAGAAGCUUAAUGGCAGAGACUUGAAUCAGCUACGAACUAUGAGGGCAAAUUAACCCCUGGGGCUCCCACCUCUCCCAGCACAAGGCCUCCUCCUCAUGACCCAACCACUCAUCAGAGGCCACACCAGCUGGGCCAGUUUCCGAGGUGGAUUCCCAGGCUGGGCUGGGUGGGGAAGGGUGGGGAAGACAACAGAUGUGCUUGUCAGGGACACCACAGCCUCGACUGCAUCCUGAAACGCAGGUGCUGUCAGCCACUGGGCAAGGCCUCCUCACCUGGGGACCCAACCCUGGACGGCGCUGGGGACCCCUGAUGAGAUCCACUAGGGAGCAAGCCAUUCGGGAACAACUAUUUUCUGUUUACGAAGGCCCAGAAGUCACUGGGCCGUACUCUUCCAUUCAUUUUAGGAUUAAAACAAAAACAACCUCCAGCUAUUUGCUCAAACCGGUGGUUGUUUGCAGUCCAGGUGUGCCGACAGCCGAGCCCUCCACAACCUAUACCUCUCUGGGCAGUUGGCUCCCCGUGCUAGAGGGACACGGGGAGGGCUGGCCUCAGCACGCAUGGACUUCCGGAGCCUCUUCUCAAGACCCGAGAAGAGCAUAGUGCUGUUUGGGGAAGACAGUUGGAUCCGUGGGGAAAAUAUUUAUUACAGGAAAACAAAUGUUACAUUUACAAAAGGCUCUAACGAGUCUGUUUUACCAAACUCAGCCAGGCUGCUUUAAACAGUGUCGUGAAUUUCUGGGGACCUGAUUUUAGAUUCUGUUGUUUGUCAAAACUUAAUUUCAAAAUACCUGUCGUGUUUUCAUAUUGCCCAGCAGUGGCUUGUAGAUGGCACUCCUCUUAUUUUCAAAGAAUGUCAAAAGCUAUUUUUAAAAAUAAAGGUAUAUAUUUUCUCAAA
Molecule: messenger RNA, 2914 nt
Organism: Myotis myotis
Lineage: Eukaryota; Metazoa; Chordata; Mammalia; Chiroptera; Vespertilionidae
Gene: RNF222
Product: ring finger protein 222
Exons: 3
Coding region: 446-1084 (212 amino acids)
Source: RefSeq, a predicted model, not a curated record